CUCUGUUCUCAGUGUCCUUUUGUCCGUGUGCUUUUUUUCUAUUACAAAUAUAUUUUUUAAAGCUUCCAGAAUAGGAAAUGAAUAUAGUAAAAUUACACAUUUUGUGUUAUUUCCUUAAUUCUUUCCAAUAUAUACAAGUUGUUGGUUGUAAAGCCAUUGUGCGCGCAUGCUCCGUCCUGCCUUUGAACCAAGAAGACAAGUAGCAUCAGCGGCUAAUCGCAACCGCUUUGACGACACAGGCGCAGCUAGCAGGUUAGCCGCGUAGCAAAUCAUGGUGAAUGUUAAGAAGCGGAAAGUUCGAAACGUGAUUGACUCUGACUCAGAAGACAGUGCUAGUGAUGACAAUUUAGAUCAGGAGCUGUUGUCCUUGGCGAAGAGGAAGAGGGUGGACUCAGGCGAGCAUGAAGAGCCUGUAAACAAACCAGCAGCGUCCACAGACUCCGAGACGUCCGACAGCGACGAUGAGUGGACCGUGGGCGGCACCAAGGGCAAAAAGAAGGUUAAGGCGGGGAAAGGCUCUGAAAAGAAGAGCGCCACUAAAAAGAAGGUCAACAAGGCCACGGCGUCCGGCAGCUCCGAUGGAGACAGCUCGGCGGACAGCUCCGCUCCCGAGGAGGGCGAGGUUUCAGAUACAGAAAGCAACAGCUCGUCCUCCAGCUCCGACUCGGACUCCUCCGAAGACGAGGUGUUCAAGGACGGCUACGACGACGACUUGAUGGGCGACGCCGAGGACCGGGCGCGCCUGGAGCAGAUGACCGAGAAGGAGAGGGAGCAGGAGCUGUUCAACAGGAUCGAGAAGAGAGAGGUGCUGCGGAGACGGUUCGAAAUUAAGAAGAAGCUGAAGACGGCAAAGAAGAAGGAGAAAGAGGAGAAGAAAAAGAAGCAGGAGGAAGAGCAAGAAAAACGGAAACAAUCUCAGGUUCAAGACACUCUGGUGGUGUCCAUGUCACAUAACAAGGAAAGGCGAUCCAAACGCGAUGAAAAACUGGACAAGAAGUCCCAAGCCAUGGAGGAACUGAAAGCUGAACGUGAGAAGAAGAAAAACAAAACGGCUGAACUGCUGGCUAAACGAGAGCCCCUCAAGACGAGCGAGGUCUACUCCGACGACGAGGAGGAGGAGGAGGAGGACGACAACAAAUCGUCGGUCAAAAGCGACCGGAGCUCACGCUCGUCGUCUUUCGACGAAGACGAGAAAGAGGAGACGCCGCCGAAGUCGCAGCCCGUCUCCCUCCCCGAGGAGCUCAACCGGGUCCGACUGUCCAGACACAAGCUGGAGCGCUGGUGCCACAUGCCCUUCUUUGCGAAGACGGUGACCGGCUGCUUCGUGAGGAUAGGGAUCGGGAACAGCAGCAGCAAACCGGUCUACAGGGUUGCUGAAAUCGUGGACGUAGUAGAAACGACAAAAGUUUAUCAACUUGGAUCAACGCGGACAAACAAGGGAUUACAGUUGAGGCAUGGGGCCGACACGCGGGUUUUCAGACUUGAGUUUGUAUCAAAUCAAGAGUUCACAGAAAGUGAAUUCAUGAAAUGGAAGGAGGCGAUGAUAGUCGCUGGGAUGCAGGUGCCAACUCUUGAUGAAAUCACCAAGAAGGAACAGUCAAUCAAAGAAGCUAUGAAUUACAAGUUCAACGAUAAAGACAUUGAGGAUAUCGUCAAGGAGAAGGACAGGUUCCGGAAAGCACCGCCUAAUUAUGCCAUGAAGAAAACACAGCUACUUAAAGACAAGGCUAUGGCAGAAGAAAAUGGUGACGGCGAGAAAGUAAAAACUAUCCAGGAUGAGCUGAAUGAGCUCGAGGAGAGAGCUGAAGCACUUGACAGACAGAGGACCAAGAACAUUUCAGCUAUCAGCUACAUUAACCAGAGGAACAGAAGCUGGAACAUCGUUGAGUCUGAGAAAGCACUUGUGGCUGAAGGGCAGAAUUCCAAAAACCAACAAAUGGACCCCUUCACUCGAAGGCAGUGCAAACCCACCAUGGUGUCAAAUGCCAGGGAUCCGUCGGUCCAUGCAGCUAUUCUUGCUCACCUGAACCAAAAGUAUGGCUCGGGGUCGGGAGGUGUAGAUCCCUCUAGCACAGAGAAGAACAAGGUGGGCCCAGCAAACCCUAAAGACAAAGAUGUCCCCAAACCAACCACUGACCUCUCAGAAGACUUGUUUAAAGUUCACGAUUUUGAUGUUAAGAUUGACCUGCAGGUCCCUAAUGCAGAAGCGAAAUCUCUCUCUGUGAGCUCCAACGCGCUGCCGGUGAAGGACGGUGCUCCUCGCCGCUCCCUCAACCUGGAGGACUACAAGAAGAGGAGGGGCCUGAUCUGACGGGGCAGCCCCUCGCGCCGAAACCACAUUGCAUGUGCUAUAGGUUUUUCUGAGAAAGCGUAUGUGUGUUUGAGUGAGCGAGAGAUAGCGUGGGUGGGUGUGUGUGUGUGUGUGUGUGAAUGUGAAUGAGUGAGUCCAGGAGAAUGUGUGUUCAUCCAAACAGAGGAAUUACUGAUGGAACAAAUGCAACAAGGAUCACUGUCGGAAGAAACAUGUUUAAAUAACUGUUGUUCUUGCAUUAGCUCCAAACCAGCUGGUGUACCGAGGAGUUGUUCUUAUUUUAUUUUUUUAUUUCUUUUGCUUUUUAUUUAAUCUCUUUUUUUCCCCUCCCACUCUCAUAAAGGCAUCACAUUCGGAUUAUUACCUUGGAUAAGGACACUAUCUUAGAAGACUUUGGGUUGUUGUGUUUAUUUUUUUAUUUACUGGACAUCUGAUGGAGCGGUCAAGCUUUGCCCCCUCCAGCAGUCGGACAACGUUGUAUACCUUUUACCUGCCAUAAAUGUACAAUCAUCUGCAGUCCAUCCUGGAGUCGGAACAAGUCUCGUGGGUUUCGCAGCGUCGACGCUUAUAGUCCGGUUCGGCCACAUCCACGCCGAAGAAGACAAACUGUUCAGAAAACACGUGAGCUCGGACACUUUUUAGGUCUUCAAAAAUAGAUUUACAGAGGAACUAUUUUUUCUUUAGCCUGGUUAUAAAGGUGAAGCUUCAUUUCUCUUAUCUUGUUUGGUUGUUCAUGGCACUAACUCUCCCCGCGCUCCCCUGCUGUGAACUCCCAGAGCAGAUUCCCCAUGUUUAUCGAUUGUGUCAAUAGUAAGUUCUUGUAUUGAUGUGGCAUGCCAUGUAAAUAUGCAUUUUCAAGUGAGUGCGGAAAAGAAUAAAGAGGCACUGUUUCAUAUC
Xiphophorus hellerii (green swordtail) is the source of this 3208-nucleotide messenger RNA. RefSeq names its product RTF1 homolog, Paf1/RNA polymerase II complex component (gene rtf1). NCBI's taxonomy places the organism in Eukaryota, Metazoa, Chordata, Actinopteri, Cyprinodontiformes, Poeciliidae. The coding region runs from base 272 to 2311 and encodes 679 amino acids. Gene Ontology annotation, cellular component: Cdc73/Paf1 complex. Gene Ontology annotation, molecular function: RNA polymerase II C-terminal domain phosphoserine binding; DNA binding. The transcript is spliced from 18 exons. The record is from RefSeq and is a predicted model, not a curated record.